GGCAAAAAUCUGUCAACAUCCAACAUUUUGAUUUUGACGUGACACAGGAUGACCAUACUUUAAUAUUUUAUAGUUGUUCUUAAAAAAAUCAAAAUGAAUAUUUUCUUAAACGGUUUCUUUCUCUUGUGCGUGAUAUGUGCAAUUUUAUUUGUGUACACACGUCAGAAAGUAACGGCCGUCACGGAUGUUGGAUUUCAGCAAUUUCAGCGAACAUACCUCGUUGUUUAUAUGCUUGCAAUGGCGGGUGACUGGCUGCAAGGCCCUCAUGUAUACGCCCUCUAUGACAGUUAUGGGAUGAGCUCACACCAGAUUGAGAUCCUCUUUGUAGCUGGAUUCGGGUCCAGUAUGAUUGUAGGCACCGUAGUUGGCUCAUUCGCAGAUAAAUAUGGCAGAAGAAACAACUGUAUCCUGUACGGAAUUCUGUAUGGUUCUGCAUGUAUCACAAAGCACUUUAACAAUUUCUGGAUCUUGAUGCUGGGUCGACUUCUUGGUGGGACAGCGACAUCCAUCCUGUACAGCGCCUUCGAGUCCUGGCUUGUGUUCGAACACAAUAAGCGAGGCUUUGACUCUGAUCUGCUGGGGAACAUCUUCAGCCAUGCAAUCCUGGGAAACUCUCUGGUGGCCAUUGCAUCAGGCAUGGUUGCUCAGUUCUUUGCUGAUGGAUUUGGUUUUGUUGCACCCUUCGAUCUGUCACUGACUGUGUUAAUUGUGAUGUGCGGAAUCAUAAUCUACACCUGGCCAGAAAACUAUGGCAACCAGUCUGUUAAUGUGGCACAGUCUAUGAAAAAUGCUGCUCAGGCAAUAAAAUCAGACCACAAGGUCCUAUGCUUGGGCCUUAUACAGUCCCUGUUUGAAGGCUCCAUGUAUGUGUUUGUGCUUGAAUGGACCCCAGCUUUGACCCCUAAUGACCCUUCUAGCGUGGCUCAGCGGAAACUGCUAGGGGCUGAUGAUGAUGCCGAUGGGCACAGGGGCCAAAUUCCACAUGGUCAUAUUUUUGCAGGUUUCAUGGUUUCCAUUAUGAUUGGAUCAUCAUUGUUUAAAUUGCUGUCCAAGUUCACAUCAGUGGAGUCAUUUAUGAGGCCAGUGUUAUUUGUGGCAGCCAUGACCUUGGCCACUCCAAUAUUAUUCCCAGGGAACCAGUUGGUGAUAUUUAUGGCCUUCAUUGUGUUUGAGAUGUGUGUGGGCGUGUUCUGGCCUUCCAUGAGUACCAUGAGGGGCAAAUACGUUCCGGAGGAAACACGAGCAACUGUGAUGAACUUCUUCAGAAUUCCGUUAAACAUGAUUGUUGUGAUGAUAUUGCUGCAGAAUCUGUCAAUGGCAGUGAUUUUCACAUGUUGUGUUCUGUUCCUUUUUCUGGCCACAGUGUUUCAACAUUGGCUCUAUGUAUUGACAUCCAAAAGAUCUCUUAUCAUUCCUGCCGGACAAGUGGAAAGGGAGAGACAACCACUGCAGGAACAAAUCGUCUAGAGUUGCUGCCCAUGGAUUUAUACAUUUUCAGUCCUAAAAUAUCUUUAGUUGCAGCCCUUGGUUUUAAUAAUUGCAAUCAAAAGAAUGCAGUACUUGAUGUUUUAGAGUUGCAUACCUUAGUUUUAAAAAGGUGCAACCAAUAGGUUUCAGUACUUGAUUUUCUAGAGUUGCAGACCUUGAUUUUAAUAGUUGCAACCAAAAGAAUGUGGUACUUUAUUUUCUAGAGUUGCAGUCUUUGGUUUUAAAAAGGUGCAACCAAGAGGUUUUGGUAUUUGAUUUUAAUAGAAUUGCAGCGUUUGGUUAUAAUAGUUAUAAUUAAAGCUUUGCAGAAUGUGAUUUUCUGUAGUUGUAACCCUUGGUUUUAAGUGGUUCCAACUUUCAUAAUCUUGGGAUGGACUUCUUGAUACUAGUUGCAAUCCUUAAUAACAUUUUGAAUGCUUAUUAUGCCCCCCUUCGAAGAAGAGGGGUAUAUUGCUUUGCACAGGCAUGUCGGUAUGUCGGUCGGUAGGUCGGUCGGUCGGUCCGUCGGUAGACCAAAGCUUGUCCGAGUGAUAACUGAACAAUUCCUGGACGUAUGGUCAUCAAACUUCACAUGAAGGUUGGGCCUGACCAGUAGAUGACCCCUAUUGAUUUUGGGGGUCAUCAGGUCAAAGGUCAGGGUCACAGUGACCUUUAAUGGUAAAAUAAUUUUAAAGCUUGUCCGAGUGAUAACUCAACAAUGCCUGCACCCAUGGCCCUCUAACUUGACAUGGAGGUUGGGCCUGACCAGUAGAUGACCCCUAUUGUUUUUGGGGGUCAUCAGGCCAAAGGUCAAGGUCACAGUGACCUUGAAUGGUAAAAGGUUGUCCGAGUGAUAAUGUGAAAAUGCCUGCACCCAUGGCCCUCAAACUUGACUUGGAGGUUGGGCCUGACCAGUAGCUGACCCCUAUUGUUUUUUGGGCUCAAUGGGUCAAAGGUCAAGGUCACUGUGACCUUGAAUGAUAAAAGGUUGUCCAAGUUAUAACUCAACAAUGCCUGCACCCAUGGCCCUCAAACUUGACAUGGAGGUUGGGCCUGACUAGUAGAUGACCCCUAUUGAUUUUAGGGGUCAAAGGUCAAGGUCACAGUGACCUUGAAAGCAAACUCGACAAUUCUUGAACCUAUGGUCAUCAAACUUGACAUGGAGGUUGGGCCUGACCAGUAGAUGACCCCUAUUGAUUUUAGGGGUCAAAGGUCAAGGUCACAGUGACCUUGAAAGCAAACUCGACAAUUCUUGGACCUAUGGUCAUCAAACUUGACAUGAAGGUUGGGCCUGCCCAGUAGAUGACCCUUAUCGACUUUGGGGGUCAUCAGGGCAAGGUCAAUGUCAGAGUAACCUUUAACGCAAAAAAAUUAACAAAUCUUCCCCCACUGAUAUCUCAAAAAUGCCUGAACCUAUGAUCUUUAAACUUGACAUGGAUGUCAAGCCUGACCAGUAGAUCACCCUUAUUGAUUUUAGGAUUCAUAGAGCCAAAGGUCAAGGUCACAGUGAUCUUGAAUGGUAAAAGGUUGUCCGAGUGAUAACUUAACAAUGCCUGAACCCAUGGCCUUCAAACUUGACUUGGAGUUGCAUCUGACUUGUAGAUGACCCCUUAUGAUUUAAGGGGUCAAAGGUCAAGGUCACAGUGACCUUGAACGAAAAAAACUUGUCUUGUGAUAACUUGACAAUGCCUGCACCCAUGGCCCUCAAACUUGACAUUUAGGUUUCUGGUGACCAGCUGAUGACUCUGGAUUUUGAGUUCAUAGAGUCAAAGGUCAUGACGGUCAUAACACACUUUAUCCUCACACUUUAAUGGUCAUAAUCUUAAAACAGCAACAAAUCAGCUGUCAUUUCGGUCCAUGCAUAUUUCAUUCAAUUGUCCAUAUAAUCCUGACAACAUGGCGCUCAGGGGGGCAUAAUGUUUGACAAACAUCUCUUGUUAUGCAAACUAUGAUCUACAUAUUAAAACGUAGGCUUUAGUCUUAGUACUAAAUACUGUUUCCAUAGAAAGCCUGUGCACUUGGCACUAAAGUUUCAACCUUUCAUUAUCAAACUUUAUAGUUGCAUUCCUUUGAAACAGGGUUGCAACCUAGAAGAUUAGGAUUAGGAUAUAUCCUUUUCUGAGUGAGGUUUAGUAUAUGGUGCUGGUUGUUAAUUGGAUCAUUUGAAAUCCGACAAUGAUUGUUUAUUUAGAAAUUAUUGUUAUGUAUUAUUUGUGCAUGUAUUUUAUAAUAGUCUUUUAUUAUUUUGUAAAUGAAACAAAUGGCUAUGCCUUCUUUGGGACAAUAAUUAAUGGCGUAAUGAAAAUGGUUUUGGCAUAUUUAUAGAAUAUAAUUGUUGAAGGCUUUUGACAAUGCAUGGAUCAUGCUCAUAUUGCAAGAACUUAAGUAACUGUUGUUAUUUGUAAGUGUCUGUCUUUAAUAUGCAUCUCUAAGAGUAUGUAACCUUAUUUUAUUUAAGAGUUUAUUUCAGAAAGAUAAUUCACUAGUAAUCAAUGACAAAACUAAAUUACACUAAAUUACACUUUAAAUAGGUACAUGUAGACAAGUCAAUGUGUCUUUUAACAAGCAGAAUAUUCCUACACUAUGCAUUAAAGGCCCAUUUUAUCAUUGCAGGUGUCACAUGAUCUCUUUUGAAUAAUUAUAUAUCUAAGUAGUUAUUUUAUCUAUUGAUUAUUUUUAAAAAAACAGCUUCUAUGAAUUUGCAAGUUAAACUUUCAGUUUAAUUUGUCACUUAAUAUUAACGGAAAUUCAUGAUCUUAUGACAUUUUUUUUGUGUGCUCGUUGGUAAAAUGGCCCCUUUUUUAUUAUUUGUGUUAGUUGUGCAGCCUUUUUCUGUAUUCAUACAUUGAAGAAAACUAUCACAAAUGUGAAACUUUAUUUGGUUAACAAUAACAUGUAAAUAGGGAUUUUUUGUUUAUUCAAACUUUUUUAUGUUAGUUAUAUUAUAAAGCAAGUAGAAACUGUUUAAACAUUGUUCAUGAUUAUUCAAUUUUUCUUGCCGCUUUAUACAGCUUUUGCCAUCAAUUUUUCAUUAUUUCUUUACACAAUUUUGGCUCUUUAAAUUAUUCAAUUAAAUUAUGCCAUUAUUUUAGAACUCCAGUAUCCCUAUGUUUAUGUUUUUUGUCAGUUUAAAUGGUUUAUUAAGUAGAGUAAGAAUCAAUAAAAAAAUUAAACUGAAAAAACAAUAUUCAAAAUAUGCUUUUUUGGGUCUUCAUUGUGGCCAGGAUUUGUUUAGUUUUGUUAAGAGCUUUCCAAAUGUGAAUUCUAAUUGACAUGACACCUAACCACUCUUAUAUGAAUAUUCAUAUUGGUAAAACCAAUGGAGAGAUGAACUAGUCACAUGACAAUCAUGGACAACAAAUGUGCAUGACCUUGGAUUCAAUAUAAUUUUUCUUUGGUUAAUGGAAGCGGAAAAUUAUCAAAGGUGUGAUUGUUGAUGUAAUUCAAGUUUCAUACAUUUUUUUUUAUCAUUUUCUUGGUCAGCGUAUUCAAUUUCUGUUUUACCAUGCUUGUUCCUAGUUUGUUUUAUGUGCCAUUCGAUUGUAUCAUUAUGAUGAUAUCUUAUCAAUGUUAUUUAUAUCCUACUGUAGUCAUAUAGUUUUAUUGAUUUGUUAAAAGUGCUACAUGUAUGAAUCGAAUGUUAAUAUUUAAUCUUGAAAAUCAUUAUCCAAUAUAUCAUAUUUAACUUUUUGUAGAUAUACCCCCUGACUAAAUUAACUGCCUGCAAACACGGACUGGAUCUCAUAUAAUCCAUGAAAAGGCAUUAAAAUGUUCUCAUGCAGGAGGAAGCUGUCUGUAUUAUAGUAACAUUGCUGUGUUUAAUUAUUGAGGUAAUUAACAUAUAAGCAUUGCAUAUAUUGUUGAUAUAUUAGACAAAUUUUGAUUUAUGCAGUUUUUGUUGUUGUUUUUCAAUUACCGGUAAAUUAACUAACAGUGUUAAUUUUGAGUAUAAGUUUAAUAUGAGUAAAUAAAUUCCAAUUUAUGCACACUUAUUUUUUCAACAAAUAUAAUUAACAGAGUUGAUUUUGGGCAUAAGUUUAGUAUGAGUAAAUGAUUUAUUGAACACGAAGCUUACCCAGUAAGCCUUUACAAUUAAUAUUCCUAUGUAUAUACUAUUCUUUACUUAGAUCUUGUAUGUGAUAAAAUUGUUAAAACAUAUCAAAUCUUAUUUAAUGUUGUGCUAUGAAAAUUUAGAACAAAUAAUCAUCUGUUCAUAAAUUAAAGUCUGUCUGUAUAAACAUAUUGUGUAAUUUACAAAAAUUCAUUGCACACCCUUUUUAUAUUGUAUUUUUCCACACUGUUUCUAUGAUGCAAAUGUUCUGUUAAGCUAAACACCAUGAUUCAACUUCCUUUCAGAAUUGUUCACUAAAUAAUGUUUUGAAUUCAUUAGAAUUAUUAAUUUCAAUUUACAUGUUAUUACUGCCGUAAAUGUCUAGCAUAAGAUCAGAGCAAGGAGUUUCUAUCAAUCAAAGUUGUUGCCUUCCUUGAAUGUCUACCAUAAGAUCAGCGCACAGUUUUCCUGAUUUAAAGUUGUUGCUCAUGAUGUGUACCGUACCUCAAGAUGGGCCCGGAGUUGUUGCACUAAAAUUCUAAACUAAGAUCAGAGCACAGUUUUGAUCGAUCAAAAAUAAAUGUAUUGAUUUCUUUGUCUUUAUAUGUAACAAGUUACAAGUACAGGGUACAGCCCUUUUUUCAUUCCAUUUAUUUUUGUAUUUGCAUGCAGCCAACAAUAUGCGAAAGUGAUUUCAUACUACAGCGCUAUUUAAGCCGCAUUACAGCGCUAUGAGUUUUAUUUCUAACAGAUUGUUAAUAUAUGUCUGGUCUACCUGUCUAUUCAUUUUUGUUGUCAUGAAAUAUCAAAGUAUAUAUAUGAUCUUAUAACCUUGAUUUCAACAGUAAACUAUAAGCAUGUUAUAGCGUAUGUGUUCUGACUUUAUUCAACUUUUCUCUGCAUACCUAGUAUUAAAGUUUUCAUUUUAAUUUCCCAAAAGGUAUAUUCUUGCAUUUGUUAUCAUUUGCGUAAAAUAAAUUUUAUUUAUUAAUAAUACAUGAGCUUAAUCUACAGAUAUCACUGAAUAACAUUUAUAGAAACUUUUUUCCAUGUACUUGCCAAUAAUAAAAGAUACUGUUAAUUAUUAGAUAUAAGUUAUAUUGUUGAUGACAUUUAUGACUUCAAGAUAUAAUGAUAUGAUAUAUUAAGUUGAUUAACCAAAAUAUGUAUUGUCGUCUGACUUGAAUCAUUGGUUUGUAUCAUGUUUGUUUCUGUUCUAUUUCCAUUGUUAAUGUGUGAUAAUUGCAUUGAAAUGUAAAUAUGUCUGUUGGAAAUUCUUAAUGCCAAUUUGUAUAGAGUCCUUUAGUCUCAAAUUUAAAGUUUAUAUAGAGAAUAUUGAGUAUUGUUCAACUUCUAGGAAAAAAAGAUUGUCAAUUGAUUGGCCAUUAAUAAAACAAGUAACCAGCAGCCAACUGUAUACAAUUGGUUAAUUCUUUGGUCUGAUUAAAGUUAGUAGAAAUGUCUACUGAUUGGUCAAUAUUUAUCCAAUAAUGAUUGUUGACCAAUGAAAUUGCUUGCAUCUGCAAACUAACCAAAAAAUAACAUGUGGAAAAGUUAUCCAGUUUUAUACAAUUGGUGCCAGGUUGUUGUUGUCCCUGACCUAUUCAGGCAUCAAUUCAAAUUACCGGUAUUCAUUUUAAAACCUUAGACAAACAAUCUCAGACAGAUAUGAUGGUUUUGCUUAAGACCAUCGUGGUACAGGGUUAACUGGCAUUCCAUGUUUUUAUAUCCGAUGAUCUGUCUGCUUGUUCAAAGCCAUUCUAGUAUUUUCAGAAAGUGUGAUAUUUCCCACAACCCAUUAUUCCAUAUUGUUGAUAGUUACUACUUGACAUAAAAAUAAAUUGACAGAUUGAUAGCAUAACAUAGGUCUGUUUUCACUUAUGCCUCGAGUCUUUUCAACGGCUGAUUUAGAAAAGUGAACAUUGAAAAUGCAGGAAGCAUUUAUAUAUUUGUAUUAUUAUUCUUUACAAGAGUUGUAAAAAAGGGCAAUUGCUGUUAUUUGUAACAUUUUCAGCAUUUUUUUCAGCUUUCAUUUUGCAAUACAAAAAGUAUGUGCAGAAACAAGUGAAUGUUAAUGACUAUGGACUCUGCCAUAUAUUAAUUGGGAUAAAGUGCUGGGCAUAUAAUAUAUAUAUUUAGUUGUUAGAAUUUAAGUAUUUAACUUGUUCUUUGAUUUCUGAUUUUUUAAAGAUGAAUAAAAAGACUUGUUAAG
This is a messenger RNA of Mya arenaria, 7730 nucleotides long. Its product is annotated as molybdate-anion transporter-like. Lineage: Eukaryota; Metazoa; Mollusca; Bivalvia; Myida; Myidae. Bases 94 to 1467 code for a protein of 457 amino acids. Gene Ontology annotation, biological process: molybdate ion transport. Gene Ontology annotation, cellular component: membrane. The record is from RefSeq and is a predicted model, not a curated record. Gene Ontology annotation, molecular function: molybdate ion transmembrane transporter activity. The transcript is spliced from 13 exons.